Molecule: messenger RNA, 1464 nt
Organism: Aspergillus calidoustus
Lineage: Eukaryota; Fungi; Ascomycota; Eurotiomycetes; Eurotiales; Aspergillaceae
Source: the annotation of a GenBank genome assembly
AUGGACCUGUCUAAACAGAUUCGUCGCAUAGCUGUAAUCGGAGCUGGGCCGGCCGGCCUGGCUGCGGUAAAGUAUCUACUGGCCGAGAAAUGCUUUGAGAGGAUAGAUGUCUAUGAGAGAAGGAGCCAUAUGUCUGGAGUCUGGAACCACAGUCCGGCUACGCUCAAGGAGUCCACUUCUAUCCCAAUACCACAGCUCAGUCCGACUGGAGUACUAGAAGAGCCGGUAUGGCUUCCUAAAGCGGGCUCCAAAGAGGAAGAACCAACAUUCAUCUCUCCCGUAUAUGAUACGUUGGAUACAAACCUGCCCAAGGAAUUGAUGGCAUAUGGAGAGAAGGAGUUUCCACCCGAUGUCCAGGACUUUCCUCGACAUUUCACAGUCAAGGAAUACUUGAGAGAGUAUGGAGAGGAGGUCAAAGAGUUCAUCCAGUUCGAGACCCAAGUGACCGACGUCCGAAGGAACAAACAAGAUAUGACAGGCUGGACAAUAACAACCAAAAAUCUACGCACUCGAGCCACUACAACCGGCUCAUAUGAUGCCGUAGUUGCCGCGAGUGGGCACUUUGACGUCCCAUAUCUGCCGGAGAUUCUCGGAAUUAAGGAGUGGAAUGAGGCGUAUCCGAAUGUGAUAAUCCAUUCCAAAUUUUAUGAUUCGCCGGCUGCGUUCAAAGAUAAAAAGGUGAUUGUCAUUGGAAGCUCUGCGUCUGGACUCGAUAUUGGAAACCAGAUCAACGAAGUGAGCAAAGACAAAGUCCUGGCCUCGCAGCGCACAGAGGCCUAUCUGUCUCCAAGCGCAACGGACAAGGCCUACUAUCCCGAGAUAUCCGAAUUUCUCCCACCAAGUACCCACGAGAGGGCUGUCCGAUUCGCGGAUGGUAGAGUCGAGCAGGAUAUCGACGCGAUUGUUUUCUGCACGGGUUUUCUUUACUCUUUCCCCUUCCUAUCCUCGCUAAACCCGCCUGUUAUAACGCACGGCCGCAGAGCUCAAAACACCUACCAGCACCUGUUCUACAUCCAUGACCCUACGCUUGUCUUCCCUGCAUUACCUCAGAGGGUUGUUCCAUUUCCUCUAUCUGAGAAUCAGGCUGCAGUAUUCUCACGCGUGUGGUCCGGCCGUCUUAGCCUUCCAUCUACAGCCGAGAUGGAGGCAUGGGAAGCUUCGGUAGUUGCUGAGAAAGGUGAUGGCCCUGCAUUUCACCUCUUGCCGUUCCCGCGAGACGCAGACCAUCUGAACAUGCUGCAUGAAUGGGCCUCCACAGCGCAGACUCGCCCCGGACUUACCAACAACGGGCACGGGAAACAGUGUAAUCACUGGGGCAAGAAGGAAAGAUGGAUGCGAGAGGGGAUUGCAGAAACGCGGAAGGCAUUCUUUUCUAAAGGCGAAGCGCGACGCUCGAUCAAAACCCUUAAAGAGCUUGGGUAUGACUUCGAAACGUGGGAAAACGAGCAGCAACACUGCCCAUGA